AUGAAUCAAACAAUUAAUGUAGACCAGUUAAAUUCAGCUCUAACUUCGCUUAGAACACUACGUUCAAGCGUCAGUCAUGUAUUUGAGACGUUAUCAAACGGCCUCAGAGCCGACCAUGGCGAAGAUGGAAAAGAUAAGUUCCUGUUAGAACUUCAAGAACUUCUUAAUAACGUCAAUAUAAAUCUUCGAGACUUAGAACAAACUGUUAAUGGACUACCGAUUCCUACUGCUCCUUUUAACCUCGGAAAUACGACAUUUCUAAGCCAAGAAACUACACAAGAUCGGCAAGCUUUGUAUACACAAUUAGUAAACAGUUACAAAUGGACAGACAAAAUCCACGAGUACUCUUCUUAUGCUCAUACAUUACUAAGCCAGAAUUCACUAAAGCGCUCUUACAUAAAUUCAGGCAGUACCAAGCGUCGAGGUAAACUACAAAGCAAUCAUAAUGUGGCACCCUUACAAGUCGAUAACGUUAUAAAUAACAUAGACAGAUCUUACAACGAUAUGAAAAUAACUAUAUCGCGUCCAUUUGCAAGCAAUGCUGUAGUGCAAAUCAAUUUAAGCCACGUCCUGAAGGCUGUAGUUGCCUUUAAAAGCCUACUUAUGGAAUGGGUCAUGGUAAAAGGAUAUGGUGAAACUCUAGAUCUAUGGACAGAAUCCCGGCAUCAUGUAUUCCGGAAAGUGACAGAGAAUGCACAUGCAGCCAUGUUACAUUUCUACUCUCCAACACUACCCGAGCUGGCUGUGCGAUCAUUUAUGACAUGGUUACAUAGUUAUGUAAAUUUAUUCAGUGAACCCUGCAAAAGGUGUGGUUGCCACCUCCACCAUACCUCAAUGUUACCUCCGGCCUGGCGUGACUUUCGCACCCUUGAACCUUUUCAUGAUGAGUGUAAACAA
Brenthis ino (lesser marbled fritillary) is the source of this 897-nucleotide messenger RNA. The record is from the annotation of a GenBank genome assembly. Lineage: Eukaryota; Metazoa; Arthropoda; Insecta; Lepidoptera; Nymphalidae.